Messenger RNA from Columba livia (rock pigeon), 2741 nucleotides. Its product is annotated as peptide YY-like. Gene Ontology annotation, cellular component: extracellular region. The coding region runs from base 2168 to 2446 and encodes 92 amino acids. Gene Ontology annotation, molecular function: neuropeptide Y receptor binding; neuropeptide hormone activity. Gene Ontology annotation, biological process: feeding behavior; neuropeptide signaling pathway. NCBI's taxonomy places the organism in Eukaryota, Metazoa, Chordata, Aves, Columbiformes, Columbidae. The transcript has 3 exons. The record is from RefSeq and is a predicted model, not a curated record.
CCUGUCCCCCCGCCUGUCCCCCGCCUGUCCCCUGCCUGUCCCCUGCCUGUGUGCUGCCCCCGUCCCCCCUCCCUCUCCGGGCUGGGCAGCUGUGUCCCCCCCGGCGGUGGAAAAGCAAACAGGGGCAGGAAGUUCCUUCCUGCGGGAGGGUCGCAGGGCCCCUAAAGUGCCUCCGGCGGAACCGGGGGCCAUAAAGCACGGGGGAGCGGGGGGGCCGUGUUUGCUCUCCUGGCUCCUUCCGUGUGCCCGGGGGGGGCACAGCCGGGGGUGGCACUUCAGGUGGUGACAGAACCAUCCUGUGACCUUUGGAAAAUGGCUGUUUACUGUCCCUGGGGGCAAUGGUGCAGAAGAUGCUCAGCUCCCUGUGCCCCCCCGGGGCUGCUUUGUGGCGGGGGGGGGGCCUGGACCCUGAUCCUUCCCCUCCCGGCUUGGGGACAUCUGUGAUGAUGUGGUGACAUUGCCGCUGUCUUGGGCUUGGUCCCCGUCUGUAGGUGGCACCGCAGGGUCGGUGUCCCCUGUGCCCCCCCCGGGCCCCAUCGGGGGCUCCUCUGUGGGGGGGUUCACCCCACCGAUGGGUGCUGGAUCCCAGGGACGCGUGGAGGGGACGGGGGGGCCGCGGCGCCAUCGCUCCAAUUAGCGCGGCCAUUGACGAGCUGUGGGACGUGACAGGAGCCGGGAGGUGACCCGGGGCUCAGCGCUCGUGUCCCCGCACACCGCGGUGACACCGCGGCCACGCCACGGGGGUGAGUUCCCCUGGGGCUGUGGGCAGGCGCGGGUCGGGACCCCCGCGGUGGCGCCGCCGCGCGCCGGGACCCCCCUGCUGCUCGCCGGGGUGACAGCCGGGGCAGGAGCGGGGACUGUGUCCCCUGCAGCCGGGCCGGUGACACCCCGCAGGGUCCCCUGAGCCGUGUCUCUUCUGUCCCCUCUGUCCCUCUGGCUGGAUACGUGUCGGGUUCUGGGCUGGAGCUUCCUGGGGAUUUUGGGGACCCUCUUCUGCCACCUGUCCCCCCCCAGCACCCACGUGGUGGCUUUGGUGGCCCUUUCCUGGCAGGGACCGAGAGCCGCCGCUCGCAGCACGUCCCUGCCGGGCACCCCUGUGCCUCAGUUUCCCCAGGCUGGGUGAUGGCUCCUUAAUGCCAAAUCCAUAAUGAAUCGGUGUCCCCCCCGCACGGGGAUGGAAAGGGCGGCUCAUCCGUCCUGGAGCGCGGUGGCAGCGGGCGGUGACCGCGGUGGCAGUGGCGGGGCUGCAGUGACAGGGCUGCAGCAGCGGCUCCGCAACCUGCUCUGCCGUCCGGGGCAACCGAGGCAGCCAUGGCUGCGGCCCCCGCUCGGUGCUGUCCCCUGGGUGGCUCGUGCCACGGCCGUGUCCCCCGUGCUGUGUCAUGGCUGCGCCGCGUUUGUUUCCCUGUGUGCAGCCGAUGUCCCCGUGAGCCGCUGCCAUGUUCCAGGGCUGCGCCAUGUGCCAGGGCUGCGUGUCACAUCCGUGUCCGUGUGCCAGAUCUAUGUGUCAUGUCUGUGUCCGCGUGCCAUGUGCCACACGCCGUGUCUGUGUCCCGUGGCUCCGUGCCAUGUCCCUGUGCCACUGUGUCCCCAACACUCUGUGUGUGUCCUGUGCCCCUUGGUGCAGCCUGGGGGCUCUGCCAAGGGACAGUGACAAGCUGCGGGCACGUGUCCCCCGGGGCGGGUGGCGGGGGGGCUGCUGGGGUCCCGCGGUGCCCGUGGGUCGGCGUGGGGGAGGGAGGAGCCAGCAGCCCCCCCAGAGGCUUUAAAACCCCGUGCGGGUGGAGCAGCCACGGUGUCCCCAGCACUGUCACCCACUGCAGGCCCUGCCUGUCACCUCCCGCCUGCUCCACCGUGAGUGUGGGGACAGCCCGGGGACGGGGACCUGGGCGUCCCGUGGAGGGGAGGCUGGAACCCUGGGAGGGAGGUGGAGAUGUCCCCUUGGGACCUUGGGGGUCUCUGGAAGUCCCUGGGGCGAGAUGUCCCUUUGGGGACGGGGGUCUCCGGAAGGGAGGUGUCGUGGGGGGCCAUGGGGGGAACUGUCUCUUGGUGAGGAGGGUGAUGUCCCUGGGGAGCCGGGAGCGCCCUGGGGCUGUGGCAUCCCCAUGGGGACGGGGGCACCCGCGGGUGACGGUGACACGCCUGGGGCUGCCCCGUCCCCACGCAGAUGGUGCGGUCCCCGCGGCGCCCGCUGGCGGCCGCGUCCCUGUGCGCGCUGCUGUGCCUGGGCGCGCUGGCGGCCGCAUACCCCCCCAAACCCGAGAGCCCCGGGGACGACGCAUCUCCCGAGGAGGUGGCCAAGUACUUCUCAGCCCUUCGCCACUACAUCAACCUGGUGACGCGGCAGAGGUACGGCAAACGAGCCGGCGUCGGGGCGGCCACGUCGGGGCUGCUCCACGGGGCCACCAGCGACAGGUCACGGUACGCCGAUGACUCUGCGUGGUGACCGGCCCCCCCACCCCCGGCCCCCGAAUCCUCCCUGUCUCUCUGUGUCUCCCCAGGGGGCCGGGGGCUCUGCCACGGGGUGGCCCCCGCACCGGCGCCAGUGCGGGCCCCCCCUCGGGAGGGCCGGGGACCCCCAGAGCCCAGCCUGGGGGUGUCCCGCUGGGGGGGACCCCGACCCCUCCCCUCCCCGUCACUGUUGGUGGGUCCCGCGCGGUGCCCCCAUCCCUGGCCAGCGGCAAUAAAGACACGAUCGUGGGCACCCACCUGGGCUGUGUGUGGGAACGGGGGGGGAAGGG